CCGAUGACUUCCUACCCAGCUCCCAUAAACCCGACCCGAACCCGAAUAGGAUGGAUAGGAACCGGCGUAAUGGGCGGCGCCAUGGCCUCUCGCCUUCUCUCCGCUGGCUAUUCCGUCACAAUCUACGCUCGAAAUCCUUCUAAAGUUGUUCAUCUUCAAUCCCAAGGUGCACUUCUUGCUGAUUCCCCAGCUGAUCUCGCACGCAACAGUGAUGUUAUUUUCACUAUGUUGGGUCACCCAUCAGAUGUUCGACAAAUUGUGUUAGAGAGUUUGAUUUCAUCUCUUGAUCCCAAUAGCGUCAUUAUUGAUCAUACCAGCAGUCAUCCAGUCCUCGCUAAGCAAAUCUUUGAUGCCGCCCGAGAGAAGAAUUGCUGGGCUGUUGAUGCCCCUGUGUCUGGAGGAGAUACUGGGGCGAGGGAAGGGAAAUUGGCAAUUUUGGCUGGUGGAAAUGAGGAUGUGGUGAAGUGGUUAAACCCUUUGUUUGAUGUGUUGGGUAAGGCGACUUUUGUGGGUGGACCAGGAAAGGGGCAAAGCUGUAAAAUUGCGAAUCAGAUUGUCGUUGGGGCGAACUUGAUGGGGUUGAGUGAAGGAUUGGUGUUUGCGGAGAAGGCGGGGUUGGAUAAGAGGAAGUUUGUGGAGGCAGUGAAGGGAGGAGCAGCUGGUUCUAUGGUUAUGGAGUUGUUUGGAGAAAGAAUGAUUGGGAGAGACUUUAGGCCUGGUGGGUUUACAGAGUACAUGGUAAAGGAUUUGGGAAUGGGUUUAGAUGUUGGAGCAGAGCAGGGUGACGACGUUGUGGUGUUGCCUGGUGCUGCAUUGAAUAAGCAGUUGUUUUCUGCAAUGGUUGCUAAUGGAGAUGGGAAGCUUGGCACUCAAGGGCUUAUUACUGUUAUAGAGAGAAUCAAUGGCAAGUGAGAUUACGAAAUCUUAAUCUUGUGCCAAUGUUCUUGU
Molecule: messenger RNA, 948 nt
Organism: Solanum verrucosum
Lineage: Eukaryota; Viridiplantae; Streptophyta; Magnoliopsida; Solanales; Solanaceae
Product: probable 3-hydroxyisobutyrate dehydrogenase-like 2, mitochondrial
Exons: 1
Coding region: 4-912 (302 amino acids)
Molecular function (GO): NADP binding; NAD binding; oxidoreductase activity
Source: RefSeq, a predicted model, not a curated record